Lachancea nothofagi CBS 11611 is the source of this 339-nucleotide messenger RNA. NCBI's taxonomy places the organism in Eukaryota, Fungi, Ascomycota, Saccharomycetes, Saccharomycetales, Saccharomycetaceae. The record is from the annotation of a GenBank genome assembly.
AUGCCAUUCAUUCCCCAAGAUAUUCAAGAUGAAGUCUUUUCAUUUUCGCUCACCAGCGGCGCGCCCUCUUUGCUGAGUAGUCCCAGCUCAUUUGAAUCGAGCAUAAAUCGCACACUGGAUGAGAAUUUCCCAACAGAAUCUACGGGAUACGGCACCGUAGCAACCGAAGACGAUGAGCUUUUCCCUUUCGACGCUGAACCACCUAUGAUCACCACAUACUACAAUGCUUCAACGAUAGGCGACAAAGGGCCAGUACUGAAGUCGCCUGCUAUCCAAGAACCAGACAUCUUCGCAAAUGCGGCUCAAGACAGCUACAGAGUAUGGCUAGCGGGUGUAUAA